ACUGUUACCUGUAGGGGGCAGUCAUAAUAUACCUAAACAUAUAAAAUAGGAGAACCUGCCUGAAAUAGAACACUAAAGAUCUGUGGAUAAACUGCCAUCCACAAAAGGUAAUCCUUUUGCUUGGAUUAGUGUCACUUUCCAGGAAGGUCCCCAGGGGACUGAGAGACCUUCACCAGUCAGCCAAAUGAAGAGAUAUAGAGUGAACCUUGGGCUGCGGUUGUUAAACUCAGGCUAUAGGACUCAUUUGGAACCAUUAUCGUAAAAACAUGCCCAGGCUUUCCCAAGACAAUCAAGAAUGCCUCCAGAAACAUUUCUCCAGCCCAUCCAUAUGGAAGCAAUGUCUGCCUCUGCCUAGGGCUGAGGGAUAUAAUGCAAACAUUCACCAAACCACGAGAAAAGAAGAGAACAACAAAGCUGUGUGUGAUAUCAAGAUCCCAGAUUUGACUUUUGCCCAGAAGCUUGUCACCCUCCUUUCUAGCACCCUCUACAGCCUCAUGCAGUUCUUCUCUCACCUUCUCCCGAGACCCCCUCCUGAGACUCCCCAGCAGCGCUUGGACUUCUCCCGCCCGCUUCCUGCCAGGCCAGGAACUGGGCUAUUGGGGGGAAACAAGGAGUGGCCAGGCCGCCUCUUGCUCCUGCUCCAGGCAGCUCUGACAUUUCCUGGCCGAAGCCCAGGGGAACGCCUGCCCCAGGAAGAGGACGCCAGCGCCGGUCAGCGCUCGUUCACACCCCUGAUGGGGUCAGAACGGAUGGAGAUGCGGAAGCGGCAGAUGUCUACAGCCCAGGAGACAUCAGAUUCCCUCCCAGGCCAACAUGGAAUGGGGAACCGAGGAUCCAAUGCUUGUUGCUUCUGCUGGUGCUGCUGUUGUAGCUGCUCUUGUCUCACUGUGAGAAACCAAGAACAGACACCCAGGACAGCUUCCCAUGAGCUCAGAAGAGAUGACAUUCCAAACCAUGAAGAAAGCACCACUCCUACUCUGGAAGAGGUAAGCUCCUGGGCGCAGUCCUUUGACAAGCUAAUGCUCACUCCUGCGGGAAGGAACACUUUCCGUGAGUUCCUCCGAACAGAAUUCAGUGAAGAAAACAUGCUUUUCUGGAUGGCAUGUGAGGAACUGAAAAAAGAAGCUAAUAAAAGCAUUAUUGAGGAAAAGGCAAGGAUCAUAUAUGAAGACUACAUUUCUAUUCUUUCUCCUAAAGAGGUCAGCUUAGACUCCCGAGUAAGAGAAGUCAUCAAUAAGAACAUGGUGCAGCCAUCUCAACACGUAUUUGAUGAUGCACAACUCCAGAUUUACACUUUAAUGCACAGAGACUCGUAUCCCCGAUUCAUGAAUUCUGCUGUCUAUAAAGAUUUGCUCCAGUCCUUAUCUGAGAAGUCAGUUGAAGCAUAGGAUGUUAUAAAAUAUAUUUAUUAUUAAUAAAAUAAUAAAAACUCAUGGAUGAAGUCUAGUACAGGGAAUUAAGAGGUAGCAGUGUUUUCUGCUGGUGUAAUAUUCAGGCUAUUUUAAUAGCAGAUGCUUCCUUCCACAGAAGAUGAUAUAUUCACAAUAUAAAUUGCAGCCACCUUUAGUGAUACUUUUGAAAAAAUGGGCAUGGCUGUAUUAGAAAGAUAGUAUAUAUACAUUUACAGUAAUAGUAACAUAUCCUGAGUGGCAAAGGAUACACUAGAAGACUCCAUACUGCCUGGAGUAUGUACAUUCACUGGAGCAUACUGGGCUGCUUUUGUUCUGUAUGAGUUCAGUACCUAAUUACUAGCCUCCCAAAGAAAAGAUGUGCAGGUGUCUCUCAGAUACUCCUUUCCAACAAGUUCAGUUUUGUAUAUGGCCAAAGCCAAUGGACAUAUCCAAAUGGCUUUGGACAUAUCCAUGCACUAGAGCCAUUCCAAGAGCCAAAUUCUCAUCUUUUUCUUUUUUUUUUUACAUUUUUUAAAAUUUUAUUUUAAUUGUUGUUAUAGUAUAAUUUUCUAUCUUUUACUCCCAUAUGACAACUUCUUGUAAAAAAAUGGAGUCCCACUUAAUCUUAGAAUACAUGUAUGUAGGUACAUAUAUGUGUGUCUGAAUCUAUCUAUGGGUAAGGUAAAGCACUGUGCUCUGAAGUGCAUCAGUCUCAAAUGUUUGGUAAGACAAGUAGCGCUUAGAAAAUCCUUUUUUUGAAAAUUUACCAUUAUCUUAUCAGAAUCUGCCAACCUAAAGAACAAAUUUUUAAGUUCACCACUUGGUCAUAUUCAUAACAAAACUCUCAAAUAAGCAUAUUUCCAUUUUAUUAUUGAAAUAAAUAUGGGCAUUUUCACUCUAAAAAAUAAAG
Phyllostomus hastatus (greater spear-nosed bat) is the source of this 2301-nucleotide messenger RNA. RefSeq names its product regulator of G protein signaling 20 (gene RGS20). NCBI's taxonomy places the organism in Eukaryota, Metazoa, Chordata, Mammalia, Chiroptera, Phyllostomidae. The record is from RefSeq and is a predicted model, not a curated record.